Messenger RNA from Engraulis encrasicolus (European anchovy), 1325 nucleotides. RefSeq lists its product as uncharacterized. The transcript is spliced from 2 exons. The coding region runs from base 135 to 1175 and encodes 346 amino acids. NCBI's taxonomy places the organism in Eukaryota, Metazoa, Chordata, Actinopteri, Clupeiformes, Engraulidae. The record is from RefSeq and is a predicted model, not a curated record.
GAUCUUGUUCCCAUGCAGCUGCGAUCUUGUGGAAGGUAGAAAAUGCCGUGAGACAGGGGAAAACCGGGCUCGCCUGCACAGACGGACAGAACCAGUGGAAUGCUGGGUCUAAAAGAAAUGCUGGUCAGAGGAAGAUGAAGUAUGUGAGCUUCAAGAGACACAACAGGACAGACCUCUACCAGCUGCAAUCAACUGCACAGCCAUCCUCUUCCACUCCAGAACCAGCACAGGAGGUGAGACUCUUUAGAAGUCAUGAAGAGUGGAGGAAGAACGCACUUGCCUCACCGAUGGCAGCACUUUUCAAUUGCCCUGGGGAUAGCCUCCUUCAGCUCUGCCUUAAUGCCGACACCACCAACAUCACUGAUCCAACACCAUGCCCACACCUCCAUCUCCUAACCCAUGAUGAGCACCACACACCACUGGCUUGUGAAAAAUGCAGAACUUUUUACAAUCAAUACAUUGACAUGCCCACACCCAAGUUUGAGGAGAUUGAGAGGGCUACCAAACAACAGAGCAAAGAACAGGUCUGGCAUGAUGCAAGGAGAGUGCGCAUUACAGCAAGCACAGCAAAAAAGGUGCCCAUUCGCUUAACCACAGCGCCUGAGAAGUUUUUGUCAGAGCACUUACAUCCAUCCUUCCGUGGCAAUGCCGCAACUCGCCAAGGAGCAGAGGGGGAGGAAGUGGCAAGGGACCAUUUGGAAACUCUGGGCAACAGCAUCGAGUGUAAAGGGUUAGUGGUGUGUAAAAUGGAGCCGUGGCUUGCAGCAUCCCCCGAUGGAGUGAUUAACAAAGACACUCUUUUAGAGAUCAAAACACCAGUGAUGGGAAACAAGUCAAUGGAUGAAUUUUUGGCAACAAAGGGCUGCGAAAUCACCACUGUGGCAAACAGCGAUAGGGUGGAAUACCUUAUUGCCUGCAACGGUCAAAAGGGCUACUACAUGCAGGUUCAACUUGGGAUGUACUGCACAGGGCUUCAGCACGCCAAGUUGGUCAUCUGGAACAAAACGGAGCACCUAGAAAUAGAAGUACCCUAUGACCAAGGCUUUGUUCGGGAGCAUAUCACAAGGUUGCGCACGUUCUACUUUUCCCACAUGCUCCCAAAAAUUGUUGAUGAUUUUGUUGAGGGAAGGUUACAGUUCUGCAGUAAGUAUCUCAGCAUUGUAAAACCAAAAUAAGCUGCCUUAUCUAGAUGCACAAGGGUGCCUGCCAGCAGAUGUCUGGUGUUUAGAAAAUGUAAAAUUAAUGAAUGUGAUAUAUGUUUCUUGUACAGAGUUAAAAAUAAAUGUUGAUGAAAUGUCAAAUCAUUAUGAAACUACAAUCAUGUG